Messenger RNA from Bactrocera latifrons, 1373 nucleotides. Its product is annotated as protein FAM185A. NCBI's taxonomy places the organism in Eukaryota, Metazoa, Arthropoda, Insecta, Diptera, Tephritidae. The record is from RefSeq and is a predicted model, not a curated record. Bases 105 to 1235 code for a protein of 376 amino acids. The transcript has 3 exons.
UUCUAUAUAUUCGAUAAACAAACAUUUUCUUUUAUUGAAUAGCAGCUGAUGAGAAGUUAGUAAUUUUAACUAUUUAAAUAAAAUUUUAGCCCAUUGAAUAGGAAAUGCUGUUGAUUUACCGGCUGUCGCCGCUAUUGCGAUUCCCUAAAGUCAGAUUGUAUGGUAAAAAAUAUAUAAAACCAAAUAAGAUGAAUAAAAUGUUGUCAGGAAAUACACCCAGUAAACAAGUGCAUCAGGAAACUAUGCGCUACAUUUAUCCAUUUGCGCGAAUUAAUAUACACUCUGAAAUUUAUUUACAAGUUAAGGCUGCCAACGUGCAUGAGUACCCGGAUGCCAAUGUGCUAAUCGGUGAACUGCAUGGUGGACACGAUCGUAAUUGUCCUGUUAACAUGCAUGUUGAUGUGAGUGAAGAUGAAAGACUCGUAAAUAUUGCAAUAAAUAAAACUGCAAACGCCCUCGAUUUUCAUUGCAAUCUGGAAAUACCAAUUCGUGCGGAUUUGCAUAUUGAGGCUCUUGAUAGCGUUUCAGUACGGAACAUAUUCAGUUCAGAAAUUACUGUUCGAGCGCAAAAAAAUAUAGAAACCAAAGAGUUACGCGCGGAUAAUAUAACUCUAAACAGUGCUGGUGGAAAUAUAUCUUGCAAAGGUAUGCUAUUGGGCAAAGUUACUACGGUGGAGACAAAAGAUUUAGGUAAUAUUUCACUAGAGAAGUUGCAAGGUGAUCAGCUAAGCUGUAAAACAGAUGCUGGUAGCAUCUCUACAAACUCCUGCUAUGUAGAAGAGUCAAAAUUUGUAACCAAUACCGGUUCUUUACAACUAAAAAAUGUUCACAAAAGAACUGAAGUGGAAGUACAAAAAAGUGGUGAACUUAAUAUGACUGGAGUUCACGGUAAUCUUAAGGUGAGAACCAACGGUGGAAAAUUAAAUCUGCAGCUCUCCGAACUGACUGGAGAGAACGUUGUUAAGGCAAACGGAAUUGAACAAGCUAUAAUUAACAUUUCCGAGUGCAUUGAAGAACAGUCCAACAUUGAGGUCACAUCUCGUGCCGUAGUACUGGAUGGUUCACUUUCGCAUUUAAAGGAUUGUGUAAUUAACAAUGAUACACUCUUUCGCAACUCAAAAUCAACAAAUGCAUUAAGUAAUUUGACUGUAAAUAGUAGUGGCGAAGUUAAACUUGGCAAGUUAUCUUGGAUGGAGUCCCUACGCGGGCAACUAGACAAAUCAGGACAAAAAUAGUCAGAAACUAAUUAUGUAGAAAACAGUAACUUUACGAUGAUACUCUAAAAUCUUUGUGAUUAGGUAACUUAUGUUGUUCAUUAAAUACAUAGCACAUAGCACCGGCUUAAUAAAUUCUGAAUAGAAUAAUGUUAUAAA